AGAGCUGUCUAUCACGGCUGGGUGGGGCUGCGGUCGGUAUGCGGACGCCUGGAGAGAGGACGGGAUAAGAGGAACCGGCCUGGGCCAAGGACCGAGCUAUCAAGGCCGAGCCCAGUGAAACUUGAACAGAACCUGAAAGGUGAAGUCCAGUGAAUAGAAUACAGUCUAAACAGUAGUUUUAAGAUGGCUGGAUUCCUGGACAACUUUCGCUGGCCGGAGUUUGAAUGUAUUGACUGGGGAGAAAGCAGAAAUGCAGUUGCUUCUAUAGUAGCUGGGGUGUUGUUCUUUACUGGUUGGUGGAUAAUUAUAGAUGCUGCAGUGGUUUACUCAAAAAAUGGAGAAUUGAAUCCUGCUUUUCACACAUGUGGAGUCAUGUCAACUGUAGCUUUUUUCAUGAUAAAUGCUGUGUCUAAUGGACAGGUCCGAGGGGAUGGAUACAGUGAUGGCUGUUUGGGAAGAACAGGUGCACGAAUCUGGCUUUUUGUUGGCUUCAUGCUAAUGUUUGGAUCUCUCAUAGCUUCUAUGUGGAUCCUGUUUGGGGCAUAUGUUGUACUUAAGGUUAAUGUGUAUCCAGGCCUGGCUGUGUUCUUUCAGAAUGCAUUAAUAUUUUUUAGAAUUACCUGCACCCUGAAGACUUCAGACAGGCAAGAAAGCCACUCAUGCAGCAGCCUAAUCUAUAAAUUUGGAAGAACAGAGGAACUCUGGGCAUAACCUGUAUCAUCUCUGCACUGACUCAGGAUAUUCUGCACAUGAACGAUAACUGCAAAUACACAUUGCUUCUAAUUGGCCAAAUAUUAAUUCAAGUUGAUUUUAGAUAAAACUUAAAAUGUAUUAUUAAAAGAUAAUUUUGAAAGACUCAUCUUUUUAUUUUAUGAACAUUUUAGUAUUUUAUAUUCCAAUACUGCUUUGUGAACACUAGUUAUAUUGAGUCAUAUAAACAGAAGAUGAUGCGCUGUUUGGGCUGAUAACUGUCAUAUGACCUCUGUUAAAUUCAGUGUAAAAUAUAUGGAUAAUAUAUCAGAUAUGUUGCUAAUACUAUUAUUAUUGCUCUAAUUAUUGCGGCUUUGCAUUUUGUAAAAGAAAAUCAAAUUCUCUACACCCCCAAAGCAGUAUAAGCUUGUAAACUUUGGAUUUGUGCAAAAUAUUUGUAAGGUUUAGGAUCAUAAGAUAUAAUCAUAAUUGUCUGUUUAAUUCUUUUAAAUUUCAAAAUCACUUCAUGCAUAUUGCUUUGAAUCAGAAUGUUUGCUGCAACUCUGUUGUGAAUUGUCUGAGGAGGGAUUGCCACUAUUAGCUAGGUUUACUUUUUCCUUUUGUUAUUUAUUAAAUAAACCUUCUCAACAGUGUAUUUUAUUGUGAAUUUCUCUGUUCAACAAAAUUUGUGAAAUAAACAUAUCUUCUGUUAAAA
Molecule: messenger RNA, 1405 nt
Organism: Chiloscyllium plagiosum (whitespotted bambooshark)
Lineage: Eukaryota; Metazoa; Chordata; Chondrichthyes; Orectolobiformes; Hemiscylliidae
Source: RefSeq, a predicted model, not a curated record